UUGUUAAUUGCGCCGCUUGCCUCCCGCUCCUCUGUGUCUCGACAACUCUCAACUAUUCAGACUCCACCUAAUACUCUCCGGAGACUACUGCCACAGGCGACAGCUACUCGGUCUUCUGCUCGAUCUCCGCUAUUAAAUCUGUGUUUUCUUCGCGAAGCUUUCAGUAUAGAUGGAUCCCUGUUGGUGUCUGGAUUAGAGGAUGGCAUGAUUCGGGUCUGGGAUAUACUAAAAACCACAACAUCACUUGCAUCUUUAGGCAUGGAAAAGAUUUUUAUUGAUGCAAUAGAGCCGUUGCGGGUUUCCUAUAAGAAGAUGAAUCCUUUCUGUGUACCUUUUGCGGCUACAAACAUGGGCUCUGCCAUUCUUUCCAUGGAUUUGGGAUGGAUGGGUCCAAAUUAUUCAAUUUCUACCGCAUGUGCUACAAGUAACUUCUGCAUUCUGAAUGCUGCUAACCACAUCAUAAGAGGUGAAGCUGAUAUGAUGCUUUCUGGGGGAUCUGAUUCAGCAAUUAUACCAACUAGAGUGGGUGGAUUUAUUGCUUGCAGGCCACUUUCUCAGAGAAACAAUGAUCCUACUAGAGCUUCACGGCCCUGGGAUAGUGACUGCGAUGGGUUUGUCAUGGGUGAAGGAGCUGGAGUUCUGCUUCUGGAAGAACUUGAGCACGCAAAGAAAAGGGGUGCAACAAUCUAUGCUGAAUUUCUCGGUGGAAGUUUCACUUCUAAUGCUCAUCACAUGACAGAACCUCAUCCUGAAGGUACUGGUGUUGUCCUAUGCAUAGAGAAGGCCAUAGCUAAUUCUGGGAUAUGCAGGGAUGAUGUUAACUAUAUAAACGCGCAUGCCACCUCCACUUAGGCUGGCGAUCUCACAAAAUUCCAAGCUCUCCCACGUUGUUUUGGCCAGAACCCAGAGGGUCAUGGUUACCAUGUUUUUAUUGAUGGAGUGCAAAUACUAGAUGUUCCUUGGAACAACAUUUCUUUACAAAGUUUCCAGUUGCACCAGAUGAGAUAGAGCUUGUGGAUACACUAGAUUGUUAAGAACAAGAAUACGUGUUGGUGAUGCUGCACGGCCUGCACCUAUGGUUCCUAUAUUGAGUGCGAUAUUUACCUUAUUUGCAUUUAGCUCAAGAACCAAUUAGCUUUUGUUUAUUUUGAAUAUAAACUGUAAAGAAAAUAUAUAGCAAAAAGUUAUAUUGAAAAAGACUAUCAUCUAAAA
Messenger RNA from Ipomoea nil (Japanese morning glory), 1212 nucleotides. RefSeq names its product 3-oxoacyl-[acyl-carrier-protein] synthase II, chloroplastic-like. NCBI's taxonomy places the organism in Eukaryota, Viridiplantae, Streptophyta, Magnoliopsida, Solanales, Convolvulaceae. The record is from RefSeq and is a predicted model, not a curated record. Gene Ontology annotation, biological process: fatty acid biosynthetic process. Gene Ontology annotation, cellular component: chloroplast stroma. The transcript has 12 exons. Bases 205 to 852 code for a protein of 215 amino acids. Gene Ontology annotation, molecular function: 3-oxoacyl-[acyl-carrier-protein] synthase activity.